Messenger RNA from Eubalaena glacialis (North Atlantic right whale), 2920 nucleotides. It is a transcript of the gene TIRAP, whose product is annotated as TIR domain containing adaptor protein. Lineage: Eukaryota; Metazoa; Chordata; Mammalia; Artiodactyla; Balaenidae. The record is from RefSeq and is a predicted model, not a curated record. The transcript has 6 exons. Bases 799 to 1467 code for a protein of 222 amino acids. Gene Ontology annotation, biological process: signal transduction.
GGGCGAGCGGCCCGCCGGGCGCCGGAGCCCGCGCCCCGCACCGGCCGCACCGAGGCAGCGCCCCGCGCACCCAGGCGCAGAUGGAAGAGCUAAAGUUUAGGGCUUCCCUGGUGGCGCAGUGGUUAAGAAUCCGCCUGCCAAUGCAGGGGACACGGGUUCGAGCCCUGGUCCGGGAAGAUCCCACAUGCUGCCGAGCAACUAAGCCCGUGCGCCACAACUACUGAGCCUGCGCUCUAGAGCCCGCGAGCCACAACUACUGAGCCCGCGUGCUAAAACUACUGAAGCCCACGCGCCACAACUACUGAAGCCCACGCGCCCUAGAGCCCGUGCUCGGCAACAAGAGAAGCCACCGCGAUGAGAAGCCUGUGCACCGCAACAAAGAGUAGCCCCCGCUCACCACAACUAGAGAAAGCCUGCGUGCAGCAAGCAACGAAGACCCAAUGCAGCCAAAAAUAAAUAAAUAAAAUAAAUUUUAAAAAAAGCUAAAGUUUAGCAAGAGUAAAGUAGUUUACCAGAGGCCACAGUUCAUAAGAGAUGAGAUCUAGGACCUCUGCCUGCAGAGUCUGCAGCCUUUACCACUAUCAUUUACACAGGAAGUUCUUACAACAAGCUGCCUGCCAGCCGCCCUUCCCCAGAUCCCGAAUGCAACCCUGGCCAGGUGGCGCGGAGAACCGUCACUCUGCUGGUCAUGCUGAGCUCAUACUCUGAUGGCUGUUGGAUGAGGUCAAGACUGGGUCCCCUCCCUUCUCCCACUUUACCAAUGCCUGAUCUCAUGGGGUUAGUUUGGAGCCCACCACUAUGGCAUCGUCACCCUCCUUGCCAGCUCCUCGUUCCAGGUCCAAGAAGCCUCUGGGCAAGAUGGCUGACUGGUUCAGGCAGGCCCUGUCGAGAAAGCCCACAAAGACGCCCGUCUCCCCAGAAAGCACCCGCAGUGACGUUUCACAGCCGAGCUCCUCGGACAGGCCCCCACCCCUGGGCCCCAGCGCAGCGGUGUCUCCCACCCCGCCGCCGACACACUUGGGCACCCACGGCGGCGGCGGCCGCUGGAGCAAAGACUAUGAUGUGUGCGUGUGCCACAGCGAGGAGGACCUGGUGGCCGCCCAGGAGCUGGUCUCCUACCUGGAGGGCAGCGCUGCCGGCCUGCGCUGCUUCUUGCAGCUUCGCGACGCAACGCCCGGCGGCGCCAUAGUGUCCGAGCUGUGCCAGGCGCUGAGCAGCAGCCACUGUCGCGUGCUGCUCAUCACGCAGGGCUUCCUCCGGGACCCGUGGUGCAGGUACCAGAUGCUGCAGGCGCUGAGCGAGGCCCCCGGGGCGGAGGGCCGCACCAUCCCCCUGAUGUCAGGCCUCCCCAGAGCCGCCUACCCCGCCGAGCUCCGAUUCAUGUACUUCGUGGACGGCUGGGGUCCCGACGGCGGCUUUCGCCAAGUCAAGGAGGCUGUCACUCGGUACCUGCAGACCCUCAGCUGACACUUCUUACAUCAACACGGAUGCAGACAGUUGGAGCAAAGCUGGAAAUGGAGUUAGAGGGCCUAGGACCUUGGAUUCCAGCAGACGUGCCAAGUUGUAAGGAGUAAGUUUGCAGCACGUUGUAUAUGACCCUGGGAUCAGAUUGUCCGUGGCCUCCAUAACCGUGGGCUCCCAGGAAGGCCCCGGGGAAGCUGGGGACUCCCCCAGGAAGGCCUGGGGAAGCUGGGGACUCCCCCAGGAAGGCUGUGAGGGAGCUGGGGACUCCCCCAGGAAGGCCUGGGGAAGCCAGAAAGUGGAGGUGGAAGGAAGUGCUGAUACCAAGACAUCACCCACGUGUUGCCUCCUGCGUGACUGGACGUGAAGCCUGGCACAUCGUGCCUAUGUCUUCUUCCCCUGGAAUCGGGCACUGGUGUCUAGGUGCCUUCCUCCCGAAGAGGUGACUCACCUGAGUAAGGAGCUGGAAGCCUGGACUGCUCGCCUCAGCUGGGUGGUUUUCCCAGUUGCCUGGGGAAGCCCUGAACAGGUGUCAGGAGAAAACAACAGGUAUAGCGUCUUUCACACUCACACUCUUGCCGGCGUCUCCCAGUGAGUCGUUCACUUCCGAAAGCUGCGUGGAAGAUGCCCUCAGCACGUCUACAGGACAAAUACUGUCCUGUAUUCGUUUUCACUGCAUGCCUGUCAUUAAAGACUCACACCUAGAAAUGAGUCUGAAUAGACAGAAGAGGGGAGGGAGCAGGUGGGGUGAAGAGAAGGAAAGCUCAGACCCUUUAGCUGGGAUCAAAAGCCCACCCACCAAUGCUCUGACAUAUGGGGGCCUCAUCAGGCGUCUGGCCAGAACUCCUGCUUUUACAGUAGUUCCUUCACCUCUGCACUCAGAGGAAUCAGCGUAUUUCUUCUGGCAGAUGAUUGUCUACCUUGUAGGACAGGCAGAGUUUCAUUCAUCUGUUCUCAGUAAAACUUGGUUGUUGAACUGAAAUGAAUUUAUGAUUCCCCUGAUGUGUACUUCUGUGUCUCUUCUCCCACUUCCCCCUACCACAUCUCCUCCUUUUACUGAAAAAAAUGUAUAUAUAUAUAUAUAUUAAAUUGAGAUAUAAUUGACAUAUAACAUAUUAGUUUUAACUGUACAUGAUUCGCUAUUUGUAUAUAUUGUGAAAAAAUUUUAUUUUUAAUUACAGAUUAUCUUAUUACAUACAAAAGGACUAAAGGAUAAUACAGUGUACACUCACAUACUCAACACCCAGCUUAGAAGCCAAACCUCACAAUCCCCACGUUGCUCCCUUUGUGCCCUUACAUUCUAUUCCCUACUCCCACCAGAAGUAACCACUAUUCUGAAUUUUGAAUUUAUCAUUCUUAGCUUUUCUCUAGAAAUUUAUUACAUAUGUAUGCAUCCCUGACAAUAUAUUAACUUUUACAUGGUUUUACACUUUACAUAAAUGGUGUUAUAUUCUGCAAA